Molecule: messenger RNA, 519 nt
Organism: Lodderomyces margitis
Lineage: Eukaryota; Fungi; Ascomycota; Pichiomycetes; Serinales; Debaryomycetaceae
Product: palmitoyltransferase
Exons: 2
Coding region: 1-519 (172 amino acids)
Source: RefSeq, a predicted model, not a curated record
AUGGUUGCAUAUUUCAAAACAAUACAUACGGGGCCUGGCUCGCCUUUGGAUUACCCACAAUUGAAGAUUCGCAACUUUUCUGACAAUCCGUUUGAUGACUCCGCCCGUUCAGGUCCACAGCCCGACCAAGAACCACCAGAAUUUAUGACUGUACAUACCAAGAAUACAACUACAAUCGAGUUUCAAGAACAGAGGUGGAACUAUCGUGGUGUUGAUCGAUACAAUUACGAGUUUGAUGCCAAUGGGAAACAAAAGAAGCUCUCCAAUAUCUUUGAUCUUGGAAAAAGACAGAAUUUCAAAGAAGUGUUUGGAGACGGAUGGAUGUCCUGGCUUCUACCUGUAUCGGUGACUAAAAAAGUUGCCGAUUCCGGAUUCAAAAAUGGAAUCAACUUCAAGGUCAACGAAGAAGUUUAUAAGAAAUGGUGCAAUAAUGCUGAGUUGCAGAACCAGUUGAACGAGCAACUACUGAACUUCAAAGAUAGAGUAAGAAGAGAAAGAGAAAGUUAUGUAGAGGUAUAG